This is a messenger RNA of Oncorhynchus keta (chum salmon), 1223 nucleotides long. RefSeq lists its product as uncharacterized. The transcript is spliced from 3 exons. NCBI's taxonomy places the organism in Eukaryota, Metazoa, Chordata, Actinopteri, Salmoniformes, Salmonidae. The record is from RefSeq and is a predicted model, not a curated record. The coding region runs from base 300 to 1223 and encodes 307 amino acids.
UUAUUUGAUCUAAACAUCGCAUAUCUGAAAAGGUAACAAUUUCAAAAGCUAGAGAAAGAGAGAGACAGACAGAGAGACAUACAGUAUGCCUGUCAGGCUGUGCUUAAUUUAAACCGGAUCCUGCCGGAACAGGAUCCAGUACCUCUCCGUUUUGGACUGUUUUAUUCCGGUACCUCUCCGUUUUGGACUGUUUUAUUCCGGUACCUCUCCGUUUUGGACUGUUUUAUUCCGGUACCUCUCCGUUUUGGACUGUUUUAUUCCGGUACCUCUCCGUUUUGGACUGGGGCUGCAGCACCCUUAUGGAAUCACAAGGUUCUGGAGGGGCUGCAGCACCCUUAUGGAAUCACAAGGUUCUGGAGGGGCUGCAGCACCCUUAUGGAAUCACAAGGUUCUGGAGGGGCUGCAGCACCCUUAUGGAAUCACAAGGUUCUGGAGGGGCUGCAGCACCCUUAUGGAAUCACAAGGUUCUGGAGGGGCUGCAGCACCCUUAUGGAAUCACAAGGUUCUGGAGGGGCUGCAGCACCCUUAUGGAAUCACAAGGUUCUGGAGGGGCUGCAGCACCCUUAUGGAAUCACAAGGUUCUGGAGGGGCUGCAGCACCCUUAUGGAAUCACAAGGUUCUGGAGGGGCUGCAGCACCCUUAUGGAAUCACAAGGUUCUGGAGGGGCUGCAGCACCCUUAUGGAAUCACAAGGUUCUGGAGGGGCUGCAGCACCCUUAUGGAAUCACAAGGUUCUGGAGGGGCUGCAGCACCCUUAUGGAAUCACAAGGUUCUGGAGGGGCUGCAGCACCCUUAUGGAAUCACAAGGUUCUGGAGGGGCUGCAGCACCCUUAUGGAAUCACAAGGUUCUGGAGGGGCUGCAGCACCCUUAUGGAAUCACAAGGUUCUGGAGGGGCUGCAGCACCCUUAUGGAAUCACAAGGUUCUGGAGGGGCUGCAGCACCCUUAUGGAAUCACAAGGUUCUGGAGGGGCUGCAGCACCCUUAUGGAAUCACAAGGUUCUGGAGGGGCUGCAGCACCCUUAUGGAAUCACAAGGUUCUGGAGGGGCUGCAGCACCCUUAUGGAAUCACAAGGUUCUGGAGGGGCUGCAGCACCCUUGAUAAAUGUAAAUACAUCUGCCAAAGCUAUAGAAUUACUGCUGUCUGUUCAGAAAUAAAUGAAACCAUUCAGUAUGUCCUACUACACCAUGAGAAGGCCCAUAAUUUAGCCACAGAGGAUCAAUAG